This is a messenger RNA of Empidonax traillii (willow flycatcher), 1587 nucleotides long. It is a transcript of the gene CHAF1B, whose product is annotated as chromatin assembly factor 1 subunit B. Lineage: Eukaryota; Metazoa; Chordata; Aves; Passeriformes; Tyrannidae. Gene Ontology annotation, biological process: nucleosome assembly; DNA replication-dependent chromatin assembly. The transcript is spliced from 10 exons. Gene Ontology annotation, molecular function: protein binding. Gene Ontology annotation, cellular component: CAF-1 complex; nucleus. The coding region runs from base 49 to 1326 and encodes 425 amino acids. The record is from RefSeq and is a predicted model, not a curated record.
CACUUAGAAGAUGUGUAUGAUAUUUGUUGGACCUCAGAUGGUAAUUACAUGGCCUCUGCUUCUGUGGACAACACAGCUAUAAUGUGGGAUGUCAAUAAAGGACAGAAGGUUUCCAUAUUUAAUGAGCACAAGAGUUAUGUCCAAGGGGUAACCUGGGAUCCUCUAGGCCAGUACAUUGCAACCCUGAGUUGUGACAGGGUCCUGCGGGUGUACAGCACACAGACCAAGAGGGUGGCCUUCAACGUCACCAAGAUGCCAUCUGGAUCGGGAGCCGAAGGAGAGGCCCGGAGCUACCGGAUGUUCCACGACGACAGCAUGAAGUCCUUCUUCCGCCGGCUCAGCUUCACCCCCGAUGGCUCCUACCUGCUCACUCCAGCUGGCUGCGUGGAAUCAGGAGAAAACGUUACCAACACCACCUACGUGUUCUCCAGAAACAACCUGAAAAGGCCUGUGGGUCACCUGCCGUGCCCUGGGAAGGGAACUCUGGCUGUUCGCUGCUGCCCGGUCUACUUCGAGCUGAGAGGAGCGUUUCAUGAAGAUGAGAUGAGUCAGAAAUCGUGCCCCGCUCUGUUUAACCUGCCCUAUCGCUUGGUGUUCGCUGUGGCCUCCGAAGACUCGGUGCUUUUUUAUGACACUGAGCAGUCCUUCCCCUUUGGUUACGUCUCUAACAUCCAUUAUCACACCCUGAGUGACAUUUCCUGGUCCAGCGACGGAUCCUUCCUGGCUAUUUCCUCCACCGACGGAUACUGCUCCUUCGUCACCUUCGAGAAGGACGAGCUGGGAAUUCCUCUGAAGGAGAAGCCCCAGAUCAGCCUCAGGACUCCUGGUGCAACAGAGAAGAAGGUGAAGAAGAGCCAGUGCCCCAAAUCCACCUCCCCGAGCUCCAGGCUGGCCGAGGGGACUCCCCCCGGCAGGACCAGCCCUCCCUCCCUGACACCCAGCACACCCAGCGCUGCCAGCAAGGACUCACCCUCCACCCCUGUUGGCGUCAAAACCGUUCCAGCCUCGUCCUGGGAGGAGAGGAAAAGCAGCCAGGCAGCCCCCCAGAGCAGCAAGGCCAAGCAGCCCCGGAGAGUUGCCCUCCACACAUUACAGACCUGUUUCAAGACACCCAGGAGAAUAAAUUUGAUUUCGCUGAAGCCGGAUACACCCACCCCUGCAGAUCCAGACACAGCCUCUGGGCCUCCUUCCUCAGAGCAGGAACAUGAGAGGCCACUGCCAUCUGACGACAGCCUUCAAAAUGACCCAGCACCAAAACGUCCCAGGACUGAGGAAACGCCUCCUCCUGCACCUGAAGAUCAAACCACCUGUGAUUCAAACAAAUAAGGGCUGAGCUUAUCCAACAAAACAAGCUUUUAGCAGACUCUUCACGGUCUGAAGUCAGUGCAGCCUUGCCUGAGUGCAUUUCUUUUUGCAGAUGUUUUAAAUCCUCAACUCCCCAUCAAGGUUCCCUGUGCAGAUUUGCUGUAGCACCCUGAAGUGGAAGACACAGCUUUUUCAGGAAUGUAGUUUUGCAGGAGGAGAAACAGCUGGGAGGUGACUUCAAGAAGUGCCCCAGCCUAAGGAAUUCAGGGAAAUCUGGGUAUU